Messenger RNA from Closterium sp. Naga37s-1, 3582 nucleotides. The record is from the annotation of a GenBank genome assembly. NCBI's taxonomy places the organism in Eukaryota, Viridiplantae, Streptophyta, Zygnematophyceae, Desmidiales, Closteriaceae.
AUGACACCGAUUACCGUAGCUCAAACUGGUGAAAUUCAAGGGAUUCCCCUCAACGCCUCUCUCAACUUGUUUCGCGUGCCUCAUCGAUCAAUGGCAGCUGCUCCAUCGCUCGCGUUCUCGCACAUUCUCCUAUUUAACUCGCGCUCUUCCACGGCGUCUCUCGUUCCUACCCUUGCCCCCUAUUAUCCCUCGCAGUGCUUUCUCUCCUUCCCCCUGGCCUCGCCUCUCUCCUCGUAUUUACUCCCCGCUCACUUCCUACCUGCCGCUCGUUCUAGACUACGCUUCGGAAUCCCCGAAUUUCCCGCUGACCGCCUUCGUGGAAGUAGCUUCCGCGUCCGCUGCGGCGCCGCGCCAUUCCGACGUGGCAUUCACGUGUUCCCACACGGCAUUUCAUUGGCUGCGGUCGGCCUGCCGGCCACGCAUCUAGGUCUCCGCGUGUCGCGCAGCGCUCGAAUAAUCUGGCAGCGGGGGAGAGGCAGGCGAGAGUGCAGAGGCCGCGCAAACGCAGCAGACUGUAGCGGGGAAAAUGGCGAGGGCGGCACUAGUGAGGGGAGGAAUUCUGACCCUUGGGGGAAUUCCUUGGAGGCAUUUCCAAAAACCGCCGAUACAGCAGUAGCAACAGAAGCAAGAGCGGAAGCGUUGACGUCUGGCGGAGGUGGCGCAGGUGGCGCAAGUGGCGCAGAUGGUGGGAACUGGACGGAGGUUGAGGGGGUGGGUGCACGGGGGAAGGCGGAGCAGGCGGAGGAGCACGAGGAGAGCGAGACGGAGUGGGGGGCAGACGAGGAGGCGGAAGAUGCGGAGGGGGAGGGGGGCUCAGAGGAGGAAAGCGAUGGGGAGUGGGAGGGGGAGGACGGUGGGGAGAGGGACGGGGAUGGGGAUGGGGAUGGGGAUGGGGGCAAGGAGGCGAUUCGGCGGGAGAGGAUCAGCGAGGCGAAUAGAGGGCGCGUGCCGUGGAACAAGGGCAGGCGGUGGAGCGAUGGUGAGCAACACGAGGGGGGGUGGGGGGGAGGGGAAGCAGGCGAUCAAAGCGGGCUAAUUGUAGGUGCGCGCGAGGAUAAGGGAGCGCACCAAGGUCGCCAUGAGCGACCCCAGCAUCCGCGCGCGCCUCAAGGAGCGCGGCCACCGCCAGAGGUGCGCACAGGGGGAGGUGGGGGCAGGGGGAGGUGGGGGCAGGGGGGGUUGGGGGCAGGGGGGAAGAGGUGCAGGCAUAGGCAGAGAUACUACUCCAAAGGCAGCUCCUUGCUGCUCACAGUUUGCAAGCAUCGCCUGCAGCUAUCGCUCCCCUCCACCCACCGCUGCCUGCCUGUCAUGCACCCUCCUCUCUCUCCUCUUCCCCUCCCCACCUCCCCCACCCUCUUCUCUCCUCCCCCCCACCCCCCACAUGUCCCCAUCCCACUGCAUUCACUCACCCUUCUCCCAUCUCCUCUUUCCCCAACCUCUCCAUCUCCUCCCUCGUCUCCGCCCCCACCGCCCUAUCCCCCCAUUCCCCCCUUCCCCGCCCCCCCUCUCCCCCGUGCUCUCACCUGCCCCCGCGCACCUGCGCCCAGUGUGGAGACGCGCGCGCUGAUAGCAGCAAAGCUGCGCGCCAACUGGCAGCAGCGCCACGAGCACAUGGCGCUGGUAACAGCGCUGCGGCAGGAGUGGCACGCGGAGCUGGCGCGCGCUGCAGCGGCGGGGGGCGUGGGCGAGAGGGCGCUGGUGCGGUGCCGCAACGGACGAGUGCUGUAUGCUGAUGAGAUGGAGAUGGGCGGGCGGAGAAGGAGGAGGAGGUGGAAGGGAGGCGGAGGGGAGACGGACAAGGAGGGGGAUGGGGAUGGGGAUGGGGAGGAGAGGUGGGAAGUGGAUGGGGGGGUUGGAGGGCAGGGUGAGUUGGGUGGGGAUGGUGAGGGUGGGGAGAGGAGGAUGAGGAGGAGGAGGCAGGUGGAGAGGGUGGUUAGAGGGAAGCACAGUGAGGAGCACAGGAAGCGAAUCAGUGAAGCCAUCAAGGCCAAAUGGGCCGACCCUGAAUAUCGCAGUCGAGUGGCAUCGGCUGUUCGCCUGGCGAGGCCCAACAGCAGGAGCAGUGGGGACAGCACAAGCGGAUCCGAGAGCAAGAGCAAGAGGGCAGAGAGGCGACGAGCCGCAAGCGGGGAGGGAGGAAGGCCACGCAGCAGCAGCAGCAGCAGGAGGAGGGGCAAAGCAGCGGAAGGCUCUGCUUUGCUGGGCGAUGCCAGUCCAGAGAGUACCCGUGAAGGUAUUCCUGGUAGUGGUGAUGGUGCUGCUGCUGCUGCUGACGCGCCUGAUUCCAGCGACGCAGCAAAGGCAGCAAAAGCGGCGGCGGCAGAGGUGGUGGUGAUUCCAAACCCAGACGAGGCGUUUGUUGAGCUCGUGAUGGCUGCUGAGGCGCAGAGCGGUGAGCAAGGCUCCUUGCAGGGGGACGCAGGCAGGGAGGAGCACAGGCAGCAGGGGGGGGUGGAGGGAGGGGAGAGAGGAGCGGAGGGCGAGGAGGGGGAGCGGCGCGAGGGAGGGUCGGGGGGAGUGGUGACGCCGUUUAAGCGGGUUGUGAUUGUGUCGCAGAGAGGAGGGGGGGAGAAGCGUGGGAUUGGUGGGGAGGGGAGGGGAGAUGAGGGUGAUGGCAUAAGGAGCAGAGAGAGAAGAGGAGAGGCAGCGUUUGAUGGGUCAGCUACUCAAGACAUGGGGGACAUUGGGGGGGGUCGGGAGAAGCUAGGAGAGGAGGUGGAAGAGUGGGAGAGCGAAUGGGAGGGGGAGGAUGGGCGGAACGAGAGACCGGAGAGGCAGGGGGAAAGGGGGAGAACGAAACAGGUGUGGGUGGGCGGUGCGUGGGACGGUGUGCUACUAAGGGGGGAAAUGGGACUAGGGGAAGGGCUUGGGGAAGGGCUGAAGAAGAGGGGCACAUGGAGGGGUGCAGAGGGGCGAGCAGGUGUAAACAGGGAGAUGCCAUGGCAGGAGGUGCUGAGGGAAGGGGAUAAGGACGGUGGAAGGGGGACCAGCGAUGAUGGGAGUGGCGGUGGCGAUGGGGGUGAGAAUGGGGUGUUGGGUGGGGUCAAUGGGAGUAGCAGCACGGACGGCAGCAGCAGCAGCAGCAGCAGCAGCAGGAGCAGUGGAAUGGGAGAUGGUAGUGUUGACACGGACGAAAGAGGCGUGUGGGACGACAGGGCUCCUCCCAGUCCCCCUCCACCCCGUUACUGCACUUCACUCUCCCCUCCUUCCCCCCCUUCACCCGCAUCCCCCGUCCCCCAGGGUACUGAUGGCGGAGGCGGAGCAGGCAGCGCAGGCGCUGGCAUCUUCCCUACUGCACCCCCUCUCCCUCCCCUCCUCACAUGUUUUCACUUCCCCCGGCCCCCCUCCCGUUCCCCUUCCCCGCUCCCCAGGGUGCUGAUGGCGGAGGCGGAGCAGGCAGCGCAGGCGCUGGCGGCGGUGGCGGGGAGGGACAACCGCGCCAUGGCCUCUCUGCUCGAGACACGGCGCUUGCUGGACGAGGCCAGGCGUGCUGUCAGGGAGGCUGAGGGGCCGCACGGUAGUGAUGAGGGGGAGGCGAGGCAGGCAGGGCCGGGUGAGAUGGGGGAGGAGGGCGGCCGAUAG